Messenger RNA from Aspergillus melleus, 471 nucleotides. RefSeq lists its product as uncharacterized. The record is from RefSeq and is a predicted model, not a curated record. NCBI's taxonomy places the organism in Eukaryota, Fungi, Ascomycota, Eurotiomycetes, Eurotiales, Aspergillaceae. The coding region runs from base 1 to 471 and encodes 156 amino acids. The transcript has 2 exons.
AUGAAGUUCUCCAUCGCUGCCAUCUCUGCCUUCGUCGCCGCCUCCGUGGCCGCCUCUCUCCCCGAGGCUUUCACCCUCGUUGCCGAGGGUGGAAAGACCGUCCUCACCGACGGAUCCAACGCCCUCAUCGGCGCUGACGCCAACGAGAACGAAAUCCUCAUCCUCCACGGCGGCGAGGGCGGCGGUGCCACCUACACCCGCCAGGGCUCUCCCCCUACUGCCUGGCAGAACCUCUACGUCGUCGAGAACGCCAUCAAGCCCAUCGCUUUGACCAUCCCUCACUCCGGCGCCACCCCCGAGAACGCCAACCUGACCGGCUUUGGCCAGACCGAGGACGGCUACUUCACCUUCGGCGGCAAGCAGCUGUUCGGUGUCAGUCCCCAGAGCCCCGAGAAGAUCGCCUACAUUGGCCUCGGCAAGAGCAACUACGAGGUCACUCCCCUGUGGGUGAAGGAGUGCAAGGGCUGCUAG